Molecule: messenger RNA, 1065 nt
Organism: Dermatophagoides farinae (American house dust mite)
Lineage: Eukaryota; Metazoa; Arthropoda; Arachnida; Sarcoptiformes; Pyroglyphidae
Source: RefSeq, a predicted model, not a curated record
UGCCAGGUUCUCGUUGAAUUUGUCAAGUUGUCUGUAAAUUUGCAAUUCACCAAAUUCACCAUGAUUAAAUCAUUGUUGUUGUGGUCACUGUGGACGGUCCAUAUGGCAAUGGCAUUCAUGCAUGGUGACCAUUUCGACGGUGCACUUGGUCAUCAACUUGUUCAUGGUAAAAAUCAAGACGAACUCCAUCCCGAGCCAUCAGCAAUGAUUGGCUACCACGACUCGCCACACCAUGAAUUGGUCAUUAAAUCGUAUCCACACGCCGAACCACCAAUCAUGCACGGUAAAUAUUCACAUCAUCAUUUGCCCGGGUAUCUUCAUGAUGAACCCCAUAUUGGUCAUCCGGUUCCGGAACCAGAACUCUAUGACCAUCAGAUUGGUCAUGAAAUUCAUCCUGAGCCGUAUCAUCAUCUACAAUUACGAUUCGAUCCAGCCAAUUUGGCCGUCCAUGGCUACGAUCAAUUACAUGACAAUCAUCAUGUGGUUCAGGUUCAGCAUGCAUAUCCUCAUCCUCAUCCUCAUCAUCAUCCAAUUUCACUGGCUGAGCCUUACAAACAUGAAGAGCCGGACAAUUCGCUGGCACAUUAUGAGCCAUCAUUCUAUGGCCAUCGUAAACCUGGCGAUGGAUUUGGUCCAGGCGGUCAUUACUCCACGAUGCCGCAUCAGGAGAUUAAAUAUUUCCCAGUGCCAGAGCCGGUUCCAGUUUACAAACCAGUGCCUGUAGAGAAACCAUAUCCAGUUCCAGUGGACAAGCCGUAUCCUGUGAAGAUUGACCAUCCAGUGCCGGAGCCGUAUGUGGCGAAAGUGGUGCAACCAAUCAUCCAUAAGCAGGCCAUCAUUAAAUCGCAUGUGACACAUCAGACGUAUGACAUUGCUUACCCGCAUCAUCAUCACCAUGCAUCGUAUAAAAAGGCUUAGAAUUCAUUUAUUCAUUUAUUUAUUCUUGUUUGCUCUGUUUUUCCGUUUGUUUGUUCGGUAUAUUCAAUUAAAUAUCGAUGAUUUGGAACAAAAGGUCAAAAAUGGUAAGCUGCUGAUCACUGAAACCUGUCUCUCUGUCUCUGUCUC